GAAAUAUCAGAUUUUUAACCUGCAGAGAUCAGUAAUGAAUUAUUAAAAUGUUUGAGCUGCUGAGCGGGUUUUGGUACCGGGAGGUCCACUGGGCCACGAUUCGGCCUAAAUGUUUCUAAAACUGACUUCAGCUGCUGCGCUCUGAUUGGCUGAUUCAGGUUCGGCACAAGAACAGCUGUACCUAAUAAAGUGACAGUUCUGCCCCCUGCUGGCAGAACCUGGGAACUGCAGAUCAUUGAGGAAGAAGUUCGGGUCAGAAUUAUUCAUACCCCUGGUUGAUGGAGGUCUUUGAUUCUUGUGGUGGUAAAAAUCCUUUUUAGUUUUUUAUUUUCUAUAAUGGAUAAAUUUCAAGUUUCACAUUAAAACUUUUACAUAUUUGAAUCUUUUGGGAAAUUUCUGUCUCUUAUCCUUAAACUUCUUGGCUGCAGUUAAUGUAAAUGUUGAUCUGGGGUAUGAAUACUUGUGAGCUGACGGUUGUCCAGGUCAGAGUCCAGUCUUCAUGUUUCUGACAACAGAAAUUCUCUUCAGUAAUCAGGAACGUUUGUUCAGAAACCUAAAACUGACUCAACUUUAAAGCUGUAAAUUAAAGAUGAUGCAAUCAGAUGAAAAACAUUUUUAAAGUAUAAAACAGGAAACAAACUGCAGGUUUCCUGUUGGUUUAGAUGAAGACGGCCAUUUUGUCGUUUCAAGCCGUUUGAGGAUUAUUUUCCGUCACUUUGUAUCGCAGGGUUCAGUCUGAAAUGGUUCUGAUUAGAUUCUGGAACCUGAGAAAACUUUACAAACGUUCAGAAACAGGAAAUCAACGCAGCAGCAAAGUCCAGAGAAGGUCAGAAACCCUGAAGACGUGUUGGACAGUCUGGAAGCUGAUCACAUCAUCAGCAGCUCAACCUUUUCUGUCUUUAAAUCGUUUCCGGCUGAAACACGGAGACCAUCGGAUCUCAGCGGAACCAGAAGAACCUGCAGCACAGAGCCCAGAGAAUCCAGGCGAGCAAAACGAUCUGGACGCCGGGAACACGGAGGAGGUCGGCCCGACCGGACGGACGGACGGACGGACGCCAACCUGCAUGUUGCACCAAAGCUCUACAACUCUUCCCCGGCUGCCCUUUGACCUUUCCUGAUUGGAUGAAUGGAGAUUCUGCAACAGAAGCAGGAAAUGAACAUGGAAACGACUGAAGGCGACGAUCAGAUGGAAUAUGAAGAACCUGCAUCUGCAGCAAAGAGCCGGGAAUUAAAGAAUAAUCCAGGAGGGAAAGUUUUCCGUCUGUUUCUCCUGAGCUUCGGAAUUCUCUGCAUCCUCCAAUCUGCCCUCAACGUCUCACUGCGUCUGACUUCCUAUUGUUCCCAUUACCCUGAGGACUGUAACAGAACCCUGACUGGAUGCCCCACCCAGGACUCUGGUUCUGACCCCACCGGGGAACCCGACCAGAACUCGACUUCACGACCUGCUGGGGAGACGCUGACAGCCCAGACGGCCCAGAUCCAACUGAUGAAAAGGCUGUUCUGUGUUGCUGGCAGCAGGGCAGAACGCCUCGACGUGGAUUUAACAUCAUUGCCCAGUUCCUUCAAGGAACUGUUGGCUACAUUUUGUCCAAGCAUCUACUACAUUUCCUCUGCCAUGAAAACAUGGAAUGAAAGCAGAAAAGAUUGUCUGGAAAGAGGAGCAGACCUGGUGAUCAUCAACAGCAGAGAAGAGCAGAACUUUCUAAGAGAGUUCAGAGAGAGGCUUUGGAUCGGACUGACUGCAGGUUCUGGUUCUGGACGGGACAGAGAAUGGAAAUGGGUCGACGGGACUCGACUGAACACCAGUUACUGGGUUCCAGAAAUUUUCAGAGGGAGGACAGCUGGAACGAUCUGCACUGUGGAGAUGAAAACUACUGGAUCUGUGAACGAAACCUGCAGUAGAACUGGACCCGACGCAGCAACAGGGAUGAAGAUGGAAAGCAGCAGGAAGGCUCCCCCUGACCUCUGACCUCAGCAGAUAAAGGUCCAGUAGGUGGCGCCAGUCGGAUGUUUCAUUCUCCGGAUCGGAUCCCUGCCGGGUCGGAUCCCUGCCGGGUCGGAUCCCUGCCGGGUCCAGAGCUGCAGCUCCUUGUUCUUCACCUCUGACUGCAGCUUGGCUUUGAUUUCAACUUUAUUAUCUGUUAAUCUUUCAAGUCAGAAUGAAAAAUAAACUCAUUUCAU
Molecule: messenger RNA, 2181 nt
Organism: Gambusia affinis (western mosquitofish)
Lineage: Eukaryota; Metazoa; Chordata; Actinopteri; Cyprinodontiformes; Poeciliidae
Exons: 9
Coding region: 1127-1969 (280 amino acids)
Source: RefSeq, a predicted model, not a curated record